This is a messenger RNA of Spinacia oleracea (spinach), 1674 nucleotides long. RefSeq names its product methylthioalkylmalate synthase 2, chloroplastic. The record is from RefSeq and is a predicted model, not a curated record. Gene Ontology annotation, cellular component: chloroplast. The transcript has 8 exons. Lineage: Eukaryota; Viridiplantae; Streptophyta; Magnoliopsida; Caryophyllales; Amaranthaceae. Gene Ontology annotation, molecular function: 2-isopropylmalate synthase activity; microtubule motor activity; ATP binding. The coding region runs from base 1011 to 1517 and encodes 168 amino acids. Gene Ontology annotation, biological process: L-leucine biosynthetic process; microtubule-based movement.
AUUUCGCUGCAACAUUCGUUGAAACUAAUUCAAAACAAAUUAAACAUCUAUCGCGCUCAACUCCCUCCUUCUCCCUUAACUUUCCCUGCGUCGUCCCCUCAAAAAAAAAAACUGUCCCUUCAUCGUCAAUCUAGCUUCUUCAUCGGUGGUUCUGGCCUACUCGCCAGUCGCCACCUAUUAGCUUGCUCAGCCGUUGGUUCCAAGGAAAUACUUAGCUUGCUCGCGCCGGUGGUUUCAAGAAAGAAAGUUGCUCGCGUCCUAUUUUCCGUCAACCUCUUCGCCGCGGCUAGUAAUCUUCCAUGUCCCCUCUUUUAGGUUUGCUCAAUUCGUUUAUCUGAUUUUCGUUUUAAGAAUCAGGGUUUGGUCAAUUCGUUUUCAGGGUUCUGUGCGUUUGUUCAAUUCUUUUUUAGGGUUUGUUCAAUUCGUUUUUUCAAUUCGUUUUUAGGGUUCAAUUCGUUUGUUCAAUUCGUUUUUAGGGUUUGUUCAAUUUGUUUGUUCAAUUUGUUUUUAGGGUUUUAGAUUGGGAAGGAACAGACGCAUCAUGACUUUACAGGAGACUGUUUGAAUUUAUAUGAUGGGUUUUGGACCUUUUGGUUCUGUCGUUUAUGUUAGAAAAUUUUAGUGCAGUUACUUUACCUUCAUUACUGUUGAAAAACUAUGCGAAUCACUGGAGUCAGACAAUAGUACAGGUACCUGAUUUUCUCCCUUUAUGUGUGUUCUUGUUAACCACUGAUCUUAUCCACUAUGGUCUGUUAAAUUUCAAUGUAGUUUUCAAACACUUUACCUAAUUUAUUCUAGGUGAUAAUGUUGUGAUUAAAGGUGGAGAUGAUUCAAAGGCAAGCUUAGAGUGCUCGAUAAAGAAGAUCCACUUCAUCUUAUCUAAUAUUCCUCCUCUAGGAAACGUUGAUGAGAAAGCUGCUAUUGAGAUGUGGAGUGCAGUCCUAGCGCUGCAGACUUGGGGGAGACUUUAUGCUCCCUGAACUUUGCUAGUCGAGUCAAGGGAAUCAAAUAUGGUCCAGCUCGCAAGCAGGCAGAUUUUUCUGAGCUUCUCAAGUGCUAAGAAAUCAAAGCAUGAUGAAAAAGAAGCAAAGAAACUGCAGGACAAUGUACAAUCUUUGCAGCUAAGACUUUCUGCAAGAGAGCAUAUCUACAGAAAUCUCCAAGAGAAGGGAGCAUGCGCAGGUGCAAGGCAAUUAGAGGUAACAAUUAACGGAAUUGGUGAAAGAGCAGGAAACGCGUCUCUUGAAGAGGUUGUCAUGACCAUUAAAUGCCAUGGGCAAUCAUUGGGUGGUCUUUACACUGGAAUUCAGACAGAACACAUUGUGAAGGUGGCUGAGUAUUCAGGACUGCUUAUACAGCCUCACAAGGCCAUAGUCGGAGCUAAUGCUUUUAAGCAUGAGAGUGGAAUUCACCAGGUCUAUACUUCGAGCAACGUGGCUUAUGCUAGUGAGGAAAUUGAUGUGGUUCGUGAGCAAUGGGCUAAGUUUUUUACCAGCAAGUAUUCAUUAUUGGUCUGAACGCGCUUGAUCGAGUUGGUUUAGAUGUUAUAGAACAGUCUUUUAUAUUAAAAUAUAUGCGUACGUUGAAAUUGGAACAUAUAUUUAAAUGUAGUAUGUGCACUUCUGCUUUUGGGAUAUUUAUAUAUAUGUAUACAAAACACCAGUUAUUGUUUUA